This is a messenger RNA of Seriola aureovittata, 2653 nucleotides long. RefSeq names its product chromosome 21 C10orf88 homolog (gene c21h10orf88). The transcript is spliced from 9 exons. The record is from RefSeq and is a predicted model, not a curated record. NCBI's taxonomy places the organism in Eukaryota, Metazoa, Chordata, Actinopteri, Carangiformes, Carangidae. Bases 248 to 1528 code for a protein of 426 amino acids.
GGCAGCUGUAGUUCGGUGCGUUGGAUUUAACGUUAGGAUUUAGCGGUAACUCCGGUUAUAAUUCGCCGUUUUGUCAUUGUAUCUGCCUCCGACACGAGAUAAGUCAAUGGUUUUUGAUUGGGUCUGAAGAAAUGCGAAGAAUAGAAUUCAGAAACGCUUUGCAAACAAGCUAAAUCAACGGUUUGAGCUGAAGCGAUUUCAAGCUUGUCUCCUAGUAGGUUACAGUCCCUGUGGACUCAGCAACAUCAUGGUGGAUAUUGCUGUGAAGAGUGGAGCUGCUUGGGUCUGUCAUGCAGAGGGACAUCACCUGGCAGAUGUCCUGCUUCCUGUUCACAUCAAUGAUGAAGACGAUCAUGAAGAGGAGCUGGGUCAGUCAGAGAGAAACGGGACAAACAGUCCUGUGCUGUUGGAGCAGACCGAGGAGGGGUCUCCCUGCGUCCUGACUGUUCACUGUAGCCCCACCUCCCCUGCUGCCAUCAGCCGCCUGCUGGUCAUCAGCGAGGCACGAACCAUGGAGCUGUAUGACCAGAUGGGAGAAUACUGUGGGACGGUACGGGGGGAGAAGGAUGACAGCAUCCAGCCAGACAGUGAGGACAGAGGGCCUUUCUACAGGAAACGGCUGGUCCUGGAACACCCAUCAUCUGCCUGUGAAGUGAAGCUGCUCUCCCUGGCUGGUAGAAGCAGUGUCCUGGUGUCUCAAGUCAUCGUGGGUCUUAAACCGCUGCAGCCCUGCCCAGUCCGUGGCCCUGGCAUUGACAUGCAGCAGGUGCAAUGUCUGGUUGAAGAGAUGGGAACGAGCCUCUCACCAGGAGCCCAGAACCUCAUGGACAUGGUCCACUUCCAGCAAAAGAACCAGACCAGCUCCCUGGGCGGUUUCCUGCCUCUCCUGAUGGGAGGUGGAGCUUUGUCUUUCCUGGCUCAAGGAGCGAACAUCUCCCCAGCAGCCGUUAACAACCAAACCCCAUCUGCAGAAUCUGCGCCUCCAGUGAGCUUCACCAGCCCUGCAGACGAACCUCCACCGGCUCAGAAUGGGUCGAUGUCAAACGGCUCUACCUCCUCGUCUCCGGACCGUCUACUGUCUGGUGUCAACGUUAAGAACACAGUGAGCAGUGACAGCAUUGGCCAUGCCCAGCUGGCAGAGAUGAUGUCACACUUCCUGAAAGCUCAAGGACACGGACAAGCGUUGAGCCCCGGCCCUGAACUUCUGCCCAUGCUCCAGAGCGUCUGCGGUCAGGUGACGCAGCUGAGGCUGGAUGAUGCUGCAGCAGCGGCAGAGAAGGAGAAGACGAUGAGAAAUGGCACAUGGGAGUUCGACUCAGCAAUGGAGCAGCGUCUAGAGGAGAUGGAGAGGAGGCUGAAGGAGCACGUGGACCGUCGCUUAGACGCUCUGGAGCAGAAGCUGGAGAAGGCGCUGCUGAGCGCCUUGCCGAUGGUCGCACUGAACCAGGGAGGUAUCAGCAGUUCGGCGGGAGGACCGGCAUCCACCGGCCCUGCGGAGCUGACUGCCCCAACGCCAGCCAUGCACUGAGUUCAGAACAGUUAAAAGACUAACUGAACAUGUAACCUGGAGGCCUUACUGCCCCUGCUCCUCCUCAAACCAGACCUUAGUGUCAAAGGGGAGGCAGAGCAGCACGCAGUCACUAACAGAGACACAGCAACAGAAGGCUGAAAUGGGAAAUUCACAAAAAAUUAACACAGUAAUUGCAAUAAUCUGCAUAAUGGAAAAUCGUGUUCAACCAGAAGUGUCUCAGUUGAUGGAAAAUCCCAUCACUGACGCUGAGUUCUCCAACUGUUAAAGAUGCAUUAAUGGUUUUUGUUAAUAUUGUAUUGUAAAAAAAAAAAAAAAAAAGCAAGUGAAUGCAACACUGUGUGACAGCUGACGUGAAUGUCCUUGAUGCACAGCAGUAUUGUCUCAUCAGCUUGUGAACAUGAUGUAAUAGUUUCAACUACGGAAACAAAGAAGUUAUAAUUACAGAAAUCCCAUAUCCAGAUCACUGACAAAAAACAUGUCCUGUGGCUGCACUGCAUUCUGGGAAGGUUUGGCCGCAUGAAUAGUACCAGAAAAAAGGAAAAAGGCCAUCCAAAACCGAAAAUAAAGUUAAAUUAAGGAUAGCCUGCAGGAAACCUUCAGUUACAACCCAGGUUCAGAGACGCAGAAGAAACAGCUUUAUAUUAUUGCAGUGAUGGGAUCUUAUCCAGGUUAUUGUUGACUUGUUUAACAUAGUAAUGAUUUACGUGUAACACCAGCAGAACACUCAUUUAUUGACAAAAUGCAUGUGCAUGUAAAUAUUCCACACAUUCAUCCUCCUGUGAUCCACCCAAACAUCAGCUGUACGUUAAGUAACAUUAUUAUCCUUCACAGUCUGUUCUGUAAUUGCACUGAUCUGCUGUCAAGUGUUCCGGUUAGUUUGGUUUGACACUUGUGGAAAAGCCUCAGAAUGAAUACACGUACUCCUGUUCCAGGAGUGUAUAUAGAGGGGGUAAGUGAUUAAAAUGGAUUUUAAUAUGGAACUGUAAUGUUUUAAAUAAUGUACAUGUCUGUAACAUAAAGUUUAUCUCCCAGUGUAAACUAUAAAAUGACUGUUUUGACCUGUGAUGUGGGUUUUAAUAACUGUACUGACGUAAAUAGCAAAUAAAAAUAUAUUUAUACAGA